Molecule: messenger RNA, 2227 nt
Organism: Capsicum annuum
Lineage: Eukaryota; Viridiplantae; Streptophyta; Magnoliopsida; Solanales; Solanaceae
Product: protein GAMETE EXPRESSED 1
Exons: 6
Coding region: 128-1945 (605 amino acids)
Source: RefSeq, a predicted model, not a curated record
UAUAACUUAUAAGUAAAAUCACAGUUUUUUUUUUUUCUGUUAAAUUAAAGAAAGAAAAAGAAAUUCAUAAACUUAUUAAUUUUGUGCGUUUGAAAUUGCAGAGUUGUUUUGCGGAUUGACAACAGAAAUGGGUCGAUUUCAUAUACAAAAAAGGUUUAUUAUGUUGUUGGUUUUGUUGUUACAAAGUUCAUCAACAUGGGGUUGGUUCUUUUCUAGUACUAAUAAUAACAAGAAUGAUUGUAAACAAGAGCAACAAACUAAUUCAGGCAAAUACUCUGCAAAAAAUCAAAUGGUUAAGUUGAUGUCUGAAUUUUCCAUGGAUGCUUUUGAGAAUCAAAAGGGAGUUAAACUCGUCGAAAACGCGAAACAAAAGAUGUUAGUCCCUAAUUCUUGUUGGCAGAGAAGUUAUCAGAGUUUAUUUAGUGUGUGUUCAAAGGCUCUUCCUGAUGAAGAAUUAAGGUCUAGGCUUUCUUGGAAUUUAUGUGAUUGUUUUCAGCAGCAUACUGGAAGGUCACCUUUGCCUUAUUGUGAUGCAAAAUCACCAAUGACUAAUUGUCUCAAGAAAUUGGAUAGUGAUGUUUUGACAAUUUAUUUGGAGUUCUAUCUUGAAACCCCUGCCAUUUGCCAUCAAUUGCAGAGAGAAGCAUGGAAGCAUGUAACAGAGAGGUUGGUAAAUAGUUUGAAGGAUUCUGCUGAAUUUGCUGACGAGAAAAUAGAGAACAUACUACAACAAGGGGAUUUGCUAUUGGAAAACUCGAAGCAUGUUCAAGAAUCAUUAGGCUCGAUUGAUGUACGAACUCAACAAGUAGUGGAGACUUCCAAGAACAUUGAAGGUCGGGUGAAUGCUGUGUUGAGUCAGUCGGAAGUAAUUUUGGAGCAAUCUAAAGAGAUAGCAUCUUCCCAAUUAGAGUUGAACAAAGGCCAGGAGAAAAUGAAGGAGACUUUGCACGAAAACAUGGCGAUAGUUCAUGAAUCUUACACUAAUUUAGACCAUGGAAUCAAUGAUUUGAGGACUAAAACGGAGGGCAUUGAGGUUGAGAUUGUGCAAGUUGGGGAUGAAAUGAGUUCUAGGAUGGAUAAAUUGCAAAUUAAAGCCAAUGAUAUUGGAAAUAUUGCUGGCCAAGCUUUGGAUAAACAGAAACAACUUUUGGAUAGACAAUCUAAAACUCUUGAUGGCCUUCAAGAGUUAAGUGAAGUUCAGUCUCAAGCACUUGAAGAGAGCAGGAGAACUUUGAAAGAAAUGGCUCAAUUUGGGCACGAGCAACAAGAGGAGCUUCUUACAAGGCAAAAACAGCUACAGCAAACUCAUGAUCAUCUAGUUGAGAAAUCAAAAUCAAUAUUAGCAGCACAGGAAACUUUUGAGGCCAAACAAGCAAGCAUGUUUCUUGUCUUAGACAAGUUGUUCACCUUGCACAAUGCCAUGCUUCUUGAAUCAAGAGCGAUCAAGGCUUUCUUGCUUUACUCAGUGUCCAUAUUUCUUCUCUACAUGUUUACCAGCACAAAACAGACGUAUGAUGUGAGACCUAGGCUUUACAUAGGAUUAGUGCUCACAUUCUUGAUUGAACUGGCCAUACUUCGAUACGCAACAUAUGAAAUGGAGGAUCAGGCAUGGAUUGUGAGCAUAGUUAGGUCACUAUUUGUACUACUAGCCUCAUGCCAACUUCUGUAUUCCAUUUGGACUUACAGAGAUUAUGAAGUGCUGAACCAUAUGAUGUUACAAACACUAGUGGAGAAAGUUAAUGGAAUUCAAAAACACAAGGAGUACUUGUCGUGGGAAAUGGAGAACGAGGAUUCGGACAGUGAAGUGGAUUGGUCUUCAUGGAUUGAAGCUGAAUUGCCAGAAGAUGUUGACAAAUUAAAGGAUCCUGACUUUGUAUUUCCUGAAGAAGUUGCUGAGAAUUCAGUAAGGAGAUACAACCUUAGGAAUCACCUUUUGACAUAUUGAAGUUCUUGUAAUAUACCAUUUUCUUCGGGGGUGGAUCUAUUCAUUGUCGUGGCGGUGGCCCGCCACCUGCAAAUUUCGAUGAAAACUCUAUGUAUAUAGGUAUAUAUAUAUAUAUAUAUAUAUAUAUACUGAUAAAGUCAAAUAUUAAAUCUGCCACUCAUAAUACCAAAACACUAUCUAGUGCAAGUGGCAAAGCAUCACUUUUAUUGCCCAUAUGUUGUAUGCUCGAAUUCAGUUUGCAGCAUCUAUUUUCUUAAUAUCAAUAUAGUCAAAUACUCCCUC